Saprolegnia diclina VS20 is the source of this 5223-nucleotide messenger RNA. RefSeq lists its product as hypothetical. Bases 1 to 5223 code for a protein of 1740 amino acids. NCBI's taxonomy places the organism in Eukaryota, Oomycota, Saprolegniomycetes, Saprolegniales, Saprolegniaceae. Gene Ontology annotation, molecular function: ubiquitin protein ligase activity; zinc ion binding. The transcript has 3 exons. Gene Ontology annotation, cellular component: cytoplasm; ubiquitin ligase complex. Gene Ontology annotation, biological process: ubiquitin-dependent protein catabolic process via the N-end rule pathway; protein ubiquitination. The record is from RefSeq and is a predicted model, not a curated record.
AUGACGACGGCAACCUUGGCGAGCCCGGCCACGCUGGCGCAGCAUGUCACGGCGCAGCUGGCAGAUGCAUCCGCUGUGGACGUGCUGCCGCCUGGCUGGCUCCAGCACUAUAUCGAUGAAGGCCAUGAGCCGGCAGCGCUACCGGCGUACCUCGAGGCCAGCCUGCUCGCGGCCGUGCAUGCAUCGGGCGCGACGCACUACGAGAGCGCCGAGACGUUCCUCCAUGAACUCCACGACGCCCACGCCAAGACCGUGCCAAAGCGCGUGUGUGGCUACAUGUUCAAGCACAACGACAUUGCAUGGAACUGCCGCGACUGCCAAAUGGACGAUACGUGCGUGCUGUGCCAGACGUGCUUCCAGCGCUCGGACCACACGGGCCACCAGGUCUUCUUCCAUCGAACGACGCCCGGCGGUAUGUGCGACUGCGGUGACGAAGAGGCGUGGAAGCCAUCGGGCUUUUGCCCGCAGCACCAGGGCCAUGCCGCGGGGGCCGACACGCCGCCGACGCUGCCGCGCCCGAUCGCGCGCGUCGUGGAGGCCCUCGCGUCCGAGGUCGUCGGGCUCCUCACGCGCGUCGCGCAUCGCUCGGUCGUCUCCUUUGACGACGAGCUCGUCGCGCAGGCCGCCGAAGCGACGCGGCAACAGCACUUGCGUACCUUUCCGACGGACCUUCGGCCCAAGCUCUUCCACGUCCGCGUCUCCAACGACGACGUGCACACGGACGAGGAGCUCAUCGUGUCGCUGCAGAAGAAGGGCUUCACGGCCGUGUUUGCCCAGACGUUCACGCACAGUGUCGACAAGGCCGGCGCCGGGUCGCUCCGCCGCAACGAGACCUUUGCAGACGCGCUAGCGCUCAUGCGCGUCCUUCUCGCUGAGAACUGGUUCGUCUCGAUCGUCGACGACAUGCACGAAGCCCUCGAAGAGGUCGCAUCGGCCGCCAUCGGCUACCUUCUCGCGCUCACUGCCGUGUCGCCGUCGGUGCUCUCGACGUUGCUGCUCGCGCUCUUCGCCCCCGUGCAAGCAACGUACGCCGACAGCCAUGACGACUACCGGCCGAUCCGCGUGCUAUUGCAGGCCACGCCGUUCUUGAAGAAGCCGCUCAUGCGCCAUCUGAGUCUCCUCUACCUCAAGCUCAUGGGCGACCGCGACCGCAAGCUUGAGUUUGCCUUGGUCUACGCGCGCGUCUACAGCAAGCUCGCGCUGCAGUACUUUUGCGGCAAAGGCACCAACAAGGAAGCGCUCUUCAGCCUCGGCGUCCAGCUCUUUACGACGCCGUCGAUCGUCCACGCUCUCGUCCACGACCACGGGUUCCUCGAUACGAUCUUACUCGCGCUUCAGAGCGGCUUUGAUCUGGCGCUGGACCAGAAUGGCCAUGUGGACUUGGACCACAUGGUCUUGCGCUACCGCCGGUACCAGCCGCUGAUCAUGGACCUCAACCACAUUCUGGUGAUCCCCGAUAUGGCCGCGGCCUUUGGGUCGCCCGAGACGCUCGAGAUUUACGUCCAACUGCUGCACAUGCUGUGCGGGAUGAACCCCCAAGUCCGCAUCCCGGAGGCGCGUCACCACGUCGACCACGUCGACGACCGCGGUUGGAUCAGCGCGUUUAACCUCCAUUUAACCCUAGCCGCGAUGCCCCCCGCGCUCUUCAAGGGCCUUCGCUUGCUGCCGCCCGAGGCUUUUCAGAACGUGCUGAGAACGCUCUUGGUGACGAUCCGCUCGGCGCUCGCGUCCAAUGACGCCAGUGACGGCGUCGGUGUCGACGCGUGCCCCGUGUCGUUCCACUACCCGCUGCACCAUGUACUGAGCCGCGUACUCCUCGAACACCUCUCGCUCCCAGAGACGUCGCCGCUAGCGCACUUGCUGCCUUCGGACAAGAUGGUCUCGGUUCUCGAGCCGCCGCUGCGCACGCUCGUCUGGGCGUCCCAGAUUGCGAGCCAGCUCUGGGUGCGCAACGGCAACGACCUCAUGAUCCGGCAGCUCACGAGCUACUACAACAUUGGCUACAACCUCUCGUUUCGGGAUCUGGACGUCGCGCUCGUGCAAGCCAGCGUCGUCGUACUCGGCCAUACGCGCUUCAUGGCGACGUUUACGCGCCGCUACGAUCUGAGCGGCGACUGGCUCGUGGCGGCGGGGCCGGAGAAGCGCCGCUUGUACGUGGCCGACUGCCUCCUCAAGCUGCUGUGGCUCGUCACGGAGCUGCCGCCGCCCUCGACGCAGCGCAUCGAGGUCAUGCUGCGUCGCGAAGUCGUUCACUUUCUGAGCUACCAGCCGUUCUUGUACUCGGCGCUGCGGGAGCAAACCGAGCCGCUCUACGCCCGUCCCGGCCUCGAGUCGGUCUCGGACGACGCCAAGAACAAGCAGCUCAUGGCUGUGCUCCACGAAGUGGCCGACUGGCCAACGACGACGCAAAACGAGCUGACGCCGGCGAAAUUCUCGCUCAAGCCCGCGCUCUACAGCGAGUACGACCCGUCGUUCGUCCAUGUGAGCCCGAUGAACCACGUGAAAGCCCAAGUCGCCCGCCAAGACGCGCUCUUCAAGACGUGGACGCCGUCGCGUCCAUAUCUUCCGAUGGUCCAGGAGCUGCCAGCGUGCCAUCCGUCGAUGCAGCCAUGCCGGGAUCUCGUCGUGUCCCACCAUGUCUUCCAGCUGCUUCGUCUCUCUCUCCGGGAUGCAGACGACGAGUCGGUGCUCAGCCGUCUCGUGCAUGUGGUCACAGUGCAGCUUCUCGUUGUCACUGCGUCGAGCGCGGAUGCAGUUUGGUACGAGCUCCGCCGCCCGGACGACGAACCAGUGCCCUCCUGGGUCGCCGCCGAGACUACUGCACUCGACGCCGCACUCGAGGCGUCUGCGGCAGACGAAGAAGGCGCCGCUGUCGCCAAGAGCAGUCUUCUCGCAGCGUUGACCGCCAAGGCCAUGGCGUUCCGUGAGACGCUCGAAGCGUCGAUCAAGCCGCUCGUCUCGGCGCUGCUCUUUGUGCUGCAGCGCGUCCAGACGUUGUUCCCACGCAGCGCCACGUUCCUCGCGCUGACGGUCUUUCCGGCGGCGUCGGCCACGAGUCCGUCUGCGACCGCGCCGAUCGACCCCAAGGCGCGCCUCGCUUUGCAAAAGCUCAAGCAGCAGCAAGCCAUGGCGGCCAUGCAGGCGCGUCAGUCGCAGUUUGCUACGAUGCUCGACGACGACGACGCCAGUGACAAUGACACGAUGGACAAUGACGCGACGGGCCAUGGCGAGUCGGUCGAGGCCGCGCAGCCGCCGCCCGACUGCAUCAUCUGCGCCCAAGUCAAGAAGGACGAGCCCGUCAUGUUUAUAGGGCUGGCGCAGACCGUGCCGUCGUUCACGCGGCAUCGCUUUGACAUGCUCUCGCCCACGAUCCACGUCUCGCUGUGCGGCCAUGCGCUGCACCUUCCGUGCGCCCAGCAGUACCUCUCGACGGUCGCGCGCGAGGUCGGCGCGUCGCUCUUGCAGCAGCACGCGAUUGCGUUUGAUGCGAGCAUGGGCGAGUUCCUCUGCCCGCUCUGCAAAGGUCUCAGCAACUCGGUCGUCCCGUUCGUCCCACGGCCAGUGACACGGCCCACGAGCCUCGAGCGCUACUUCCAAGGCGCGAUGCAGCCCGACAAGGUGGUCGAGUAUUUGCAGUCGCACUUGCCGUCGCAGCUCGUGACGGCACCGCCGAUGGAGACGGCCGCAAAUGCAUACGAAGGCCUCGCUGCGUACCUGCACUCGCUCCGGAACCUCCGGCCGGUCAACCUCACGAACCCCGUGUCGGUCGUCCGCAUUGUCCUCGACUCGGUGAGUCAAGCGUUCGAGACGGCGCAGCUCCGCGGUCUCUCGGUCGCCUUGGAGACGCUGGCGUACGACGGUGACGCGUCGCCGUCCCUGACGCACCGCCUCGGUGUGUCCCUCCCAUCGGACGUGGAAGCCGCGUUGGACCCGUUCACACCGCGCGACGACGCCAAGCUGCAUGCGAUGCUGCUGCUCCUGCGCCGCCUGCCCGUGAUGAUGCCGGCGGCAACGUUCCACGAUGUCGUGCCGACAGCCCUUGCGGCGGCGCUCACGGGUGAUGCGGGCGUCGUCACGGACGCGGCGUUUGGGACGCGCGUCGCGUCGGGCAUGCUGCCGUCACUGGGCUUGCCGCUGCUCUGCCACGACUUGUUCGGGUCGCUCCUCCUCACGUGCUCGGUCCUCCGUGAGAAGGCCGAGAUGCUCUGGGCCAUCCGCGGCUUUGGGUGUCUUGCGAUCGUCCAAGCGCUUAUGCAGUGCCUGGAGCCCGUCGACGAUCUCGUUGAAGCGAGUGACGGCUCGACGACGGCGAUGACGCCUGUGACGGCAUGGCGUCAAUCGAUCGCGAACGACCUUGGUGUAACAGUUGCCCCGACCGCACCGGCCGGUGACGUUCUGCACUUGGCCUUUGAGACGACCGUCUUGAGCUUCCUGCGCAAAGCAACGCUCUUGGCGCGCGCGAUCUUCCGCGGCCCCGACGACGAUGACGCCGGGCAGUACCUCAACUUUGUCAACCAUCUGCAGCUCUCGACGUCGGUCUCGGGUAUGUGCCAGCAGCUCGGGGUGCCGCUGCCCGCGGAUCUCUUGGCGGCGACGUCGUUCCAGCCUUUUCUGCACAGCCACUUGCAGCGGACCCGCACGGUCGUCGCGCCGCAUGCAUGGAAGUACCCGAGUGACGCGCCCUUGGUCGACGGCAUCGCAGCCAACUUGGCGGUGCUGCCCCGGCUGCCGCUGCACCGCCACAACCGCAGUCUCUGGGCGGUGCAUGUGGCGCUGACCCCGCUCGCGCGCCUCUACACCGACUUGUACGCGGCGAAUGGCCACCAUCUAUGCCCGAAAACCGGGCUGCCCCAAGAGUCAACGGCGCUCUGCAUGCGCUGCGGCACGGCCGUGUGCGCGGGCACCGACUGCUGCAAGCGCAACAGCCGCGGCGCCUGCUUCCAGCACGUGGAGCACUGCGGCCACGGCAACGGCGCGUUCUUCUUACUCAGAGCGUGCAGCAUGCUGCUCGUGAGCGUGCACGGGCGCGCCUGCUUCUUCACGUCGCCGUACGUCGACGAGUUUGGCGAAGAAGACAUUUACGUCAAGCGCGGCCGGCCACUGCAUUUGCGCCCGAAGCGGCUGCUUGCGGUGCUGCAGCAUUUGGCCGGGCACUCGAUCGCCGCCGAGGUGUCCAAGGUCCGUCGGACGUCUGAUCAGUACAUCCGUGCCUACUACUACUAA